AUGAAGCGGGUGAGCAGCUGGCGCGUGGGUCUGCCCCGAGCAACAGCCUUGGGCGCUGGGCGCCACACAACGGCCGCACCGCUCCGCAUGACCACACUUCCUCCUCGCCCCCAGUUCCGGUGCGGCACUGCGUCUCGAUUUUUUGCAUCUCGCAUCGAAUCUUCUGCACCGGAGGCGAGGGCUUCUGCAGACGGAGCUGCUCCGUCUACCCCGCCAGUUGAGCGCCUGGGGCUUCUGAGUGGAUCUGCGCUGCACGAGAGGGCAACAUUUGGUGGGCGCGACGUGGCUCUCCUUGCGGACACCUACGGUGCCAUUGGUGUGUUCGACGCCGUUGGCGGCUGGCACGGUGCCGGCGGCAGCGAGUUUGCGCGAUUGCUCGAACGACACGUCCAACGUUCCCUUGCAUCAAUCGAUUUGGUGAAGCAGGAGAUAAUGACGUCCACAACCAAGUCUGAAGAUGACACUGAUGACGUCGAAGAGGCUGAGCAGGCAGACGACGAUCUGGAUGAUAUCCUCUACAAGCCGGGAAGUGAAGAAGAGAGAUUCAAGGAGGAGAGCGAUGCGAUGGAAGAAGAACUACAAGGCGUGUAUAGCCAAGUUCAAGCGCGAAAGAGCUCUUCUACUGCGGCGGCACGGAAGAGGCUGCUCACACGUUACUCAUGUAUCAAAUGGCGGUUGGUUCAGGUGGAGCAGCUUCUGCCCAGCGAAAUCCUCAUGCGGGCCAGGAACGAGCUGUUGGACAAAA
This is a messenger RNA of Acanthamoeba castellanii str. Neff, 745 nucleotides long. RefSeq lists its product as uncharacterized. The record is from RefSeq and is a predicted model, not a curated record. The annotation marks the transcript as partial. NCBI's taxonomy places the organism in Eukaryota, Discosea, Longamoebia, Acanthamoebidae. The transcript has 4 exons.